AUGACAUCACCGCUGACGUCACCACCCCACCACCCCACAGGCGCCGGCGGCGAGGACUCGGCGGCGCUCAUGGAGCGUCUCUGCAAGUUCAUCUACGCCAAGGACCGCACGGAUCGCAUCCGGACCUGCGCCAUCCUCUGCCACAUCUACCACCACGCGCUGCACAGCCGCUGGUACCCGGCCCGAGACCUCAUGCUCAUGUCCCACCUGCAGGACAACAUCCAGCACGCCGACCCCCCCGUGCAGAUCCUCUACAACCGCACCAUGGUCCAGUUGGGCAUCUGCGCCUUCCGCCAAGGCCUCAUCAAAGACGCCCACAACGCCCUCUUGGACAUCCAAUCCUCCGGGCGCGCCAAGGAGCUCUUGGGUCAAGGCCUGCUCCUCCGGAGCCUCCAGGAGCGCAACCCCGAGCAGGAGAAGGUGGAGAAGAGGCGCCAGGUGCCCUUCCACAUGCACGUCAACCUGGAGCUCCUCGAGUGCGUCUACCUGGUGGCCGCCAUGCUCCUGGAGAUCCCUUACAUGGCGGCGCACGAGUUCGACGCCCGCCGCCGCAUGAUCAGCAAGCAGUUCCACCAUCAGCUCCGCGUGGGAGAGAGGCAGCCCCUGCUCGGACCCCCGGAAUCCAUGCGCGAGCACGUGGUGGCCGCCUCCAAGGCCAUGAAGAUGGGUGAUUGGCGGAGCUGCCAUCGCUACGUGGUCAACGAGAAGAUGAAUGGCAAAGUGUGGGACCUCUUCCCCGAGGCCGACAAGGUCCGCGCCAUGCUCGUCCGGAAGAUCCAGGAGGAAUCGCUCCGGACCUACUUGUUCACCUACAGCAGCGUCUACGACUCCAUCAGCAUGGAGAUCCUCUCGGCCAUGUUUGAGCUGGACCUCCCCACGGUGCACAGCAUCAUCAGCAAGAUGAUCAUCAACGAGGAGCUCAUGGCGUCCCUGGACCAGCCCACGCAGACGGUGCAGAUGCAUCGCACGGAGCCCACCCCCCAACAGAACCUGGCCCUGCAAUUGGCUGAGAAGUUGGGGACCCUCAUGGAGAACAACGAGCGCGUCCUGGACCACAAACAGGGCUCCUAUGGGGGGUACUUCCGAGACCAGAAGGACGGGUACCGCAAAGGGGAUGGAGGAUACCUGAGACGCGGCGGCUACCGGCAACAGGAACGAGGCUCCAACUACUGACCCAUAGCGCCCCAUAGCCUGCCCCAUAGCGCCCCAUAGCCUGCCCCAUAGCC
Molecule: messenger RNA, 1226 nt
Organism: Pezoporus flaviventris
Lineage: Eukaryota; Metazoa; Chordata; Aves; Psittaciformes; Psittacidae
Product: eukaryotic translation initiation factor 3 subunit C-like
Exons: 7
Coding region: 1-1173 (390 amino acids)
Biological process (GO): translational initiation
Cellular component (GO): eukaryotic translation initiation factor 3 complex
Molecular function (GO): translation initiation factor activity; RNA binding; translation initiation factor binding
Source: RefSeq, a predicted model, not a curated record